UCAGCAUUAAAGAGGCCACAUCUAAUUUCUGGGCUUAUUCUGGCACAGAAUGGCCUUCUCUUGCGCCGGAUUUUGCUCAAACCUUUGCUCUUGAUUGACUGAGGAGGGCAAUUUUUCUGAGGCAGAGAAGAAACAGAGGAUGGCAGGAACAGGGCCAACACCUACAAGUGACCAUCAUCCCGAUGAACUCGUAACUUCAAUAACCAACAGAUUGAAGCAACUAUCUGCAGCAUCCGCAGACUGUAGCAUCUACACCGUUCCGGAUAAGCUCCGGCGUGGAAACGAAGAGGCCUACACACCCCGCGUCGUCGCAAUCGGACCUUAUCACCGUGACAAUAAAAGCCUCAAGCCGAUGGAAGAUCAGAAGUUGCGGUACUUGCAAAGCUUCCUCCAGUACAACGGGAGGUGUGGUCUCGAGGACUACAUCAAGAGGAUCAAGUCCCGGGAGGAUCAGGUUCGGAAGUGCUACAACAAGCCGAUCGUCCUCGACUCCGACGAGUUUGCGCAGAUGAUGCUCCUCGAUGGCAUCUUCGCGAUCCAGCUCUUCCUCAUGCAGUGGAACUAUAAGUGGAGGCCGUCCAGAGAUCCCAUCUUUGGCAAGCCGUGGAUGAUUAAUGACGUCCGCCGGGACAUGUGGCUGCUGGAGAACCAGAUACCGUUCUUUGCCGUCCAAGAGCUGUUCGAGAUGGCGUACGGAUCGCACCAAAAGCACACACCGGGGCUGCUCGAGCUCGCGUACGGGUUCUUGCGUCCAGCGAUAAAAAUUGAGAAGCCGCCGGAGGGGCUAUUGGAGUCAGAGGUGAAGCACUUCCUCGACGCGAUCAGGCUCUCGUACUUGCCAUCGGUCAGGAAGGCGCCAUAUGAGAGCCAUGAAGAGUUCAAGUUCAUCCCAAGUGCAACCGAGCUGGCGGCAGCUGGAGUCAAGCUGACAAGAGGUAAAAGCCAGUGCUUAUUAGACAUCAAAUUCAAGAAUGGAGCGCUCGAAAUCCCGUGCCUCCGUCUUUACCACUCAACGGAAUCCUAUUUUCGAAACAUUAUCGCCUUCGAGCAAUGUUACUACCGGGACGACAGUUAUCUGAUAGACUAUAUGGCCUUCAUGGAUCAUCUGAUCAAUACCCCUGGUGAUGCAAAGUUGCUGAUCGGCGAAGGAAUCAUAGAGAACUGGCUCGGCAAUGAAGAUGCUGCCACGCGCCUACUCAACGCCUUCUGCAAUGAUACCUACAUGUGGACGAGAAACGCCUACUUCCACGACCUCAGGCAUGAGCUUGUCGCGCAUUGCCGAAGGCCUUGGAACGAGUGGAAGGCGACGUUCAAGCGAAAACACUGCAGCAGCCCGUUGGCGGUCCUCUCCGUUACCGCUGGGGUGGUGUUGCUUUUACUGACUAUAGCACAGACCGUGUGCUCAUUCCUAUCUCUCAAAUAAUUCUUCUUUUUGAAUGGUAAACUGCCAUUAAAAUGCUCUAAGUUUUGCUUGAAUCAUGUGUGAUCAUCCGUCAUUAUCUAUC
Molecule: messenger RNA, 1505 nt
Organism: Rhodamnia argentea
Lineage: Eukaryota; Viridiplantae; Streptophyta; Magnoliopsida; Myrtales; Myrtaceae
Product: UPF0481 protein At3g47200-like
Exons: 2
Coding region: 140-1423 (427 amino acids)
Source: RefSeq, a predicted model, not a curated record